UAACGAUAACUUUCGUGUCUUAAAACUUACAUGCUUCGAUUAUACUAAUUUAAAAAAAUCAUUUGACGAUCAUCAAUUUAAUUUAAUUCUAAAUUCUUCACACUGCUUUAUUAUCGUUAUCGAGCUUGAAAACACUGAUAACGCACUAAAUUCUGACGAAAUAGUUAGCACACUUAAGGCCGCAUUGAGUGGGAAUAAAAAAUAUUUUAUGAUAAACUUACACAACGCAAAAUUGAGAGAAACAUUUUUAUACUACCAAGGAGAAGUGAAACACAUUGACAAUGAUGAUUCAGAGAGAGAUAAAAAUAUUCACAAAUUUAUUCGUGGUUCAUUGAUGAAUCAGUCAAUUCUUGAGUGUACGUUAAGUCUUUCGAUUAUUAAAGAAAAUAUUGUUCAGGCAAUCUCAGAUGACGAUCCAUUAUUUUUGAGAUUGAUGUUAGCUUUCAAUGUGAAGUAUGAGAAAGAAUUCUUGAGAAACACGUUACAGACAUUAAUCAAAAGUUGUAGUGUGCACACACUUGCAUCUUUUUUUUAUCUACCAAUCGUUGAUCUUGGAUGUUCCUACCCACCAACGCAGUUGAUUGAAGAGGCUGUGCAUUAUACAUUUACAAAUGGUGAACACAUUUUAAGUGUGGCAGCUCUUGAAAAUGAUUCUGACGUAGUUUCGCUGUUACUUCGUGUGGGAGCUGAAGUUGAACAUCUUGACAAUAAAGGUAAAAAUGCUUGCGACUAUGCUUUAGAAGGAAAAAGAGAUGAGAACCUUAAGCUUUUGAUUGAGAAUGAUGCUAGAUUUCCUUUAGAAUUUAAAGGCAAAAUGCCUGCAGAUUUCGAGACAUCUCAGUCAAACGUGAAAAAGGAAAUUUUUGAAAUUUAUCAAC
Molecule: messenger RNA, 878 nt
Organism: Clunio marinus
Lineage: Eukaryota; Metazoa; Arthropoda; Insecta; Diptera; Chironomidae
Source: the annotation of a GenBank genome assembly